UGAGUGUUAGAUCAGACGAUUCAACCAUACUUUUGAAGAUUGUCGAAUUUUUCGUUUCAAGUACCAUCAAUUAUAUUAAUCCGCUUGUCUUUCAGUUGAUCUGUCGAAGUCCCUACGGUACUACGAACUUUUGGAAUCUAAUAAAGUUCAGCGAAGACUGUCCAAAAGAAGCAUUUCUUCAUAUGGAAGACCAUCUUCAAAGAUUGUCGAGGAACUAGAACUGAAGUUUAAGGCGUUCAGUAGACAAUUUCAUUUGCAUCUCAAACCGAAGAGCGAUCUGCUGUCUCCAGACUUCACGGCCUACUCUGUCGAUGGAAACGGUUUACGUGUGCGCGAAACCGUAAACGUAGACGAAUUUUUGGGCGGUUUCGCAGAAGGAAUAAAUUCAUCAGUUGUUUCCAUGCACGUGGAUGAAGAUGGUGGACUUAUCGGAACGCUUUCACUUCCUGAGGAUACUUUCGUUAUUGAGCCGGCCUGGAGACACAUUUCAGGCGCCAGUCACUCGGAAAGUAUCAUUUAUCGAAUUUCGGAUAUGAAAAUACAGCGUCAUCCACAAGCCAACAGGGCCGCCGUCGUCGACAAGCCCAAGCUAUGGAAUUCAAAAAGAAUCGCUGCAGCCUUCAACUGGUCGCAGACUAUAAGUUUUACAAAGGAGUCGGCGCUUCAAGCACGGCCACCACCAUCCGUUACUUAGUA
Messenger RNA from Soboliphyme baturini, 696 nucleotides. NCBI's taxonomy places the organism in Eukaryota, Metazoa, Nematoda, Enoplea, Dioctophymatida, Soboliphymatidae. The record is from the annotation of a GenBank genome assembly.